AUAAAUCAAUGACAAUCGAGUGAAUUAGUUGCCGGAACCAUGAUUCUGGCGUUCAAGUUCGAUCUGGUCGUUCUAGGGUUUCUCCUGUGUGCUACCGCGCUUUGCUACGGCGAAUCGUCGACGUGUUUGACGGUUUACAAAGAAGGCGGUGCACCGGCGGUGUUUCAAUCUCCUAAAUGCCCUCGGUGGAAGCUCCCGGCUCACGACUCCAGAGCACGCGCAGCCACCACCACGCGGUGUCAAUCUGCUAUGCUUCAGGGUCGAAGGAAGUCCCUGGAGGAUCGCAUUCUCUGCGCUCUCGAUAUCUACAUUCCUUUUCUUACCAAAACGGGGAUUAAGCGAGUUGCAGUGGGAAUUGUAGCAGUUUUUGAUGGUCAUAAUGGUGCUGAAGCUAGUGAGAUGGCUUCGAAACUUUUACUGGAGUAUUUUUCUCUACAUACAUAUUUUCUUUUGGAUGCAACAUAUUCUGUUGUAUUGAAGAAAGCUACAGGCAGAUUUUUGGACACGGGAAAACAGGAUAUGGGUUUCCAGGUUUUGAAUUGGGAUGAUGAAAUUGGAAAGCACGAGUUGAACUUUGCAAGGUCUAAAUUUUCAGUCCCAGAAAAUCUUGAUGAUUCUUUUCACCUGGACAUUUUGAAGGAAGCAUUGUUGAGGGCGAUCCAUGAUAUAGAUGCAGCAUUUUCAAAGGCAACAUCCAGAAGUAAUAUCGAUUCAGGUUCCACGGCAACAGUUAUACUGAUAGCAGAUGGUCAAAUUUUGGCAGCCAACAUUGGGGACUCAAAGGCCUUUUUAUGUUCUGAAAAAUUUCACUCUCCUGAAGAGGCUAAAGCCACUUUACUAAGAUUUUAUAGAGAGCAGAGACGUAAUGGCAUGGUGUCACCUUCAAGGAAUUAUGAUUUUAAAUUAGCAGCCUCCUAUGGACUAACACGUUACGUUGUUAAGGAAUUGACCAAAGAUCACCAUCCUGAUCGAGAUGAUGAAAGAUCUCGAAUAGAAGCUGCUGGUGGCUAUGUUCUUGAGCGGGGUGGUGCACCUCGAGUUAAUGGUCAGCUGGCUAUUUCUCGAGCAAUUGGUGAUGUGUCGUUUAAAAGUUAUGGCGUCAUCUCUGCACCUGAGGUUACAGAUUGGCAAUCCCUGACUGCCAAUGAUAGCUAUCUGGUAGCAGCUUCUGAUGGUGUAUUUGAAAAGCUGAGCACGCAGGAUGUUUGUGAUUUAUUCUGGGAUGUAAAUGCUGAUGGUUCUGAGAGAUCAGGAAUCUCUCCUUCCUGCUCAUUUUCUUUAGCUGAUUGCUUGGUGCAAACUGCAUUUGAAAGGGGCAGCAUGGACAAUUUGGCAGUCAAUAUAGUUCCCUUAGGAUCUACUUAUAUUUCUCAUAUCUUGUUGAGGGAACAGCAUGCAGGAGGAGGAGAUAUAGAUUAUCAAACUAAUGUACUGCAAGAGUUCACACAUGAACCAUUAGAUAGAGGCAUUAGUUCUGACUUAUUGCAGUUAAAGGAUGCUCAUCCUCUUACAACCAAGUUUAAUAGAUUACUGGUUGAAGGGAAACAAGAAGGUUCUAGUUGUUUUUAUUUACAUGAGAACCUUGAUGAUGGCGUCGAUGAUAUAAUUCAAAAUAAAAAGGAUAAGCUGGAAGAUUAUGUGCUUGACUUACCUCAAGCUCUACCCAAUGGCUUCGAACAACACUAUGGUGGAGCUUUGAAUCUGUACAAUGAUGAACAUUUUUGCUUUUACUUUGGGAUGGCUAUUGGUGGAGCUAAAGAACAAUGUAUAAAUCUUGAAGCAUUUGCUAAUUUCCUCGGUUUGCUUGAAUCGAUACCUUUCCAUGAUACUGGUUCAAGUCAUGGAUCAGAUGAACAUGGAAUGCCAGACUCAAGGUAUGUACUAAAGAAAAGGUUUGGCCGUGGAUCAUAUGGUGAAGUGUGGUUGGCUUUUAAUUGGAAUUGCAAUCAUGGAACCAAUGAAUCGAGUUGGACCCAAGAAAACAUAAAUUCCUCGGAUGCCAAUUGUUUUGGCAUGUACAAUGGUAGUUCAUGUAGAAAUACAUCUACUGAUGAUUCUUAUUCUCGUAAGGGCAAACUGUUCAUUCUGAAACGCAUAAUGGUGGAGAGAGGGGCCCCUGUUUACUUAAGUGGUCUUCGUGAAAAGUAUUUUGGUGAGGUCUUCUUAAAUGCCUCUAGAUGCAUUCAAAGUGUGCGAUCAGCUGGAACUUCAAAGCCUUUCUUUAAAGCAGUGCACUCAAGCUUUCCUGACAUAUUAGAGAUAAAUGGUUGUGCUAUCCCAAAAACAGGAAAUACUUGGAGUUCUGAGGAUGAUUUUUUUCACAAAUUGGAUUUUUCUAGAGCUGCCUCUGAAGAAGGUCUUAACCAUAUUGCAAGAUAUAUUGAGUCAUUUGAAUCUAAAUCUAAUGAAAUAUGGUUAGUAUUUCAUUACGAGGGCAUUUCAUUGUCAAAGCUUAUUUAUACGGUGGAAGAAUCAAAAAAUGCUAAUGAAGAAAAUGCUGAAAUAAAAAGUGUUCGGAUACUGCAUCCAUCGAAAUGGUGGUAUUGGUUGAAGACAACUGAAGAAGGGCAAGAGGAAAUGCGCAGGAUUAUAUGGCAGCUGUUGAUGGCACUUAAAUCCUGUCAUGAUCGCAAUAUCACCCACAGAGAUAUCAAACCUGAGAACAUGGUUUUAUGCUUUGAGGAUUUGGAGACUGGGAGAUGCUUGAGAGGAAGUCCAAGUGGCGAAAAAAAUUUUACUGCUAAAAUGCGUAUCAUUGACUUUGGAAGUGCAAUAGAUGGGUUCACAAUGAAGCAUUUAUAUGGAUCAACUGGACCUUCUCGAUCUGAGCAAACAUGUGAUUAUAGUCCUCCUGAGGCUCUUCUUAAUGCAAGUUGGUAUAAAGGCUUGACAAGCACUACUAUGAAGUAUGACAUGUGGAGUGUUGGUGUUGUAAUUUUAGAGUUGAUCUUAGGAUCACCUAAUGUUUUUCAGCUAAGUGCCUUCACACGCUCUCUUCUUGAUCGUCAUAUUGAGGGUUGGAAUGAAGGCUUGAAGGAGCUUGCUUACAAAUUAAGAUCGUUCAUGGAAUUGUGUAUAUUAAUCCCUGGGAGUUCCUCAAACCAUUAUCGCACAAGGAACCAAGGUGGCGUUCCUCCUGCUUCCUGGAAAUGUUCUGAAGAAUUUUUUGCCCAUCAAAUAAAGAGUAGAGAUCCCCUAAAUCUGGGGUUUCCAAAUAUUUGGGCUUUGCGGUUAGUGCGCCAGCUAUUGCUUUGGGACCCGGAGGAUCGUCUGAGUGUUGAUGAUGCUUUGCAGCAUCCUUAUUUCCAACCUCCCCCAAAAACUUAAACAGGACAAACAUGAGGCCAUCCAUUUUUCUCACAGAAUUCUGAGAUUUUGUUCUUGCCAGAUCUACUUGUGAUCGAUAAAUGUCGGUCACAAAGGGUAUACGGAAAAGUUUCUCUUUUUGAAGAUCAAUGUCAUGGGAGACCAGGGUACAGGAUUCAUUCCAAAUUUCAAGUUCAAUCUACCUUGCAACGAAAGAUUUAGGUUGCAGGGCCAACUAACAAUUUUACGAAGUCUGAUGUGCUGUAUUGUUGACCUUCAAGUGUAUACAGCUUGCAUUCGGAGCGGCCAUGAUGAUUAUGUAAAACACAAAUGCUUACCCUAUUUUUUCAAUUGUAUAUAUUAUUUUCAUUGUACAUGCUGCUGUGGCUCAGUACUGGGAUUGACUGAUGUUCAUUGGUGGAUGUUGGGAAGGCAGAAAAGAAAAGAAAGCCCUUCUGGAGUCAGAUUGAUUCCAAGUU
Molecule: messenger RNA, 3785 nt
Organism: Rubroshorea leprosula
Lineage: Eukaryota; Viridiplantae; Streptophyta; Magnoliopsida; Malvales; Dipterocarpaceae
Source: the annotation of a GenBank genome assembly